Aegilops tauschii subsp. strangulata is the source of this 1441-nucleotide messenger RNA. Its product is annotated as germin-like protein 8-11. Gene Ontology annotation, molecular function: manganese ion binding. Lineage: Eukaryota; Viridiplantae; Streptophyta; Magnoliopsida; Poales; Poaceae. The record is from RefSeq and is a predicted model, not a curated record.
UGCAAGCUUGUGUGUACAGGUAAUUAACUGUCGAUAGCAACAGGCAACAAGGAGGCGACCAGGUAAGGCUACAUUACGCCAUAAAUUCAACGGGAAGAAAUGCUCAUCAAUUAGCUAGCUACAUCCUACGUCAUGCAUGACAGUGACAUACCCUUUCAAAGACGUGUAAUCCAUCCAUCAUGAUUUAUCACCUCAGACCAACAUUUUUUUAUGACCACGUCAGGUUAGUUUUCUUAGCUAUAGUAUACACCAUACGAGGAGACUUCCUAAAAGUUGAUUGAUUCAUGGCAUACAUUUAGUCCGCGUGUGCCGAUUAAAUAACUAAUGGCCAUUUCUAUCUGGCCAAGCAUACAUAUGCUUUGCGUUGACUGUUUCACAGAAUCACCUUCUCUUUCUGCUGCUAUAAAUAUAUAGCCUUCCAAAAGCCAAGCCACCCAACACAACGAAGCCAAAAAAGACAGUUGCUUUGAGAAACGAAAAACUCAAAUGGCCUCCUCUUCCUAUUUCCUUGUCAUCGCCCUUCUUGCAUUGGCCUCAUGGCAGACCAUGGCUUCUGAUCCGAGCCCUCUCCAGGACUUCUGCGUCGCCGAGAACAGCUCACAUGUUCUAGUUAAUGGAUUUGUCUGUAAAGACCCAAAGGAUGUGAAGGCCGAAGACUUCUUCUUGGCGGCCAAACUCGACAUGCCGAGAGACACAAAGGCGAACAAAGUUGGGUCCAAUGUCACUUUGAUCAAUGUAAUGCGGAUUCCUGGCCUCAACACAUUGGGCAUCUCCCUUGCGCGCAUCGACUAUGCACCUCUAGGCGAGAACCCACCGCACACUCACCCGCGUGCCACUGAGAUCCUCACCGUGCUUGAAGGGACCCUUUAUGUCGGCUUUGUCACAUCCAACCCAGACAACAAGUUCUUGUCGAAGGUGCUUAACAAGGGUGACGUGUUUGUAUUCCCAGAAGGUCUCGUCCACUUCCAAUUCAACCCUAACCCCUACAAACCAGCGGUGGCAAUUGCUGCACUUAGCAGCCAGAACCCUGGGGCUAUCACCAUUGCCAACGCUGUGUUUGGGUCAAAACCGGCAAUCUCAGACGAUGUUCUUGCCAAGGCGUUCCAAGUGGAGAAGAAGACUGUAGACUGGCUUCAGGCUCAGUUUUGGGCAGACAACCAGAACUAAUGAUGUCUUGCAUGGACAAACGUUGAAAAUAGAACUGUCUUGGAUCAUAUACAAUAUAUUUGUUUGUUUUAUUGUACUAGCUUCUAAAACAUUUAUCCUCUAUGGUUGAAAUACUCGAUUAAAUAAACUGUUGGUCUAGUUUUACAUGGCACAAAAUAAUAUUUCUAAGCAUACUCUUAAUUUAUUUAAGUUAUAACCCAUAAUCAACUAUAGCUCAGGUGUGGUGAGUACCUAGCAUGCAGAGCUUAAACUAUAGAAAAAUCGAGGAUAGUAC